Serpula lacrymans var. lacrymans S7.9 is the source of this 553-nucleotide messenger RNA. RefSeq lists its product as uncharacterized. The transcript has 3 exons. NCBI's taxonomy places the organism in Eukaryota, Fungi, Basidiomycota, Agaricomycetes, Boletales, Serpulaceae. The record is from RefSeq and is a predicted model, not a curated record. The annotation marks the transcript as partial.
CUCUAGCUUCGCGUCAUCCGUCACGAAUCAACGCCCUUUCUACUCCUCCCAUGACAUUUGGCGUAAUUGGCAAUGGUGCAGGUCGGACACCGCUUAUCAACGUGGCUAGUUUGAGCACGUCAGCCAUGACUGGAACAAUGUCGCCUGCAGCGUUACUCGAGAAGGAACAGGAAAUCAAGAAGAUGCGCGAAUUAAUUGCGCAGCGGGAACAGAAUAGACUGAAAAAGAUGGCUGCUAUGUCUGGCAAAUCGACACCCACUAGUCUAGCUAUCUCGACGAUGACAAUCUCUUCAAACGAUUCUAUACCUGCUCCCAUUAAGCAAGAAGAAGAAGUCAGUUCUUCAUCCCCAGAUAUCAACGCAUCGCCUAGCAUGAGCACUGCGACCAAGGAGGUCUCAACUAACGCCACAGGCUCCGGAAAGUCGGCAGUAUCCCCUGUAGAAGAUAUGGUCAUACGAGACGUUCCUGAUAGACCACCACCGGAGUCCGGCUCUUUUCUCCCAGAAAGGACCGACAACUCGACGAGCUCUCCCACCGCCGGGAUGAGCAAUGC